Molecule: messenger RNA, 618 nt
Organism: Nelumbo nucifera (sacred lotus)
Lineage: Eukaryota; Viridiplantae; Streptophyta; Magnoliopsida; Proteales; Nelumbonaceae
Source: RefSeq, a predicted model, not a curated record
AACAACAAGGAACAGCAAAUGAUGGCGAGCAUGACCCUAACAACCUCAGUUCCCAAAUUCCGUCAAAUUGGAUCCUCGGUAACGAGAAGAUGCCUCAGAAGUUUUGUCACCGCUGCCCCAAGACCUCUACAAGCAAGCGCCAAACAAGAGGCUUCCGAUGCUUGCGACAAGGCCAGCAAUACAGCGAAGCAAGUGGGCAGAGAUAUGAAGAGGACUGGCGAAGAAAUGAAAGAUAAGGCCUGCUCUACAACGGAACAGAUGACGCAGAAGGCCAAAGAGGUCACGGGCAAGGUAUCAGAAACAGCACAAGACCUUACAGAGAAAGCAAAAGAAACAGCCCAAGAGGCAUGGGAAAUGACCAAGGAGACAUCCCAGAAGAUCAAGGAAACAGUGAUCGGAAAGAGCGAAGACGCGAAGGAAUCCAUCAAAGGAAAUGCCCAGAACGCCAAGCGUUGCAUGAACAGAAAGGAUUAAUCUGUUCUUCUUGCUCUUCUGCAUGUUUAACCACAUCAGCAACACCCCCUAAUAUUAAUGUCUUUUCUCGAUUUUUUUUUUUUUUGAUUGAAUGGAACAGAUCAGAGUAGUUUUUACUCUUCUCCGGAUUUAUUAAUUUGUAUG